Molecule: messenger RNA, 3052 nt
Organism: Phytophthora nicotianae INRA-310
Lineage: Eukaryota; Oomycota; Peronosporomycetes; Peronosporales; Peronosporaceae
Exons: 1
Coding region: 1-3027 (1008 amino acids)
Source: RefSeq, a predicted model, not a curated record
AUGUCUCCAAUCCAGCAAUCCCCACAGAAAACCAGAACGUACUCGACGAUUUUUCAGCAACAACAACAACGUCAGGAGCCCGUUCUCGUCCAAGUUUCUCGUCGUACUUCUUCGCCCAUCGUGUCACCGAUCGGCUGUCGACGACCCAGUGUGGCUCCAAUUGGUCCUGCUUCUCCUACUCAUGGUUUAAGUGAUCCAGGAAACGCAAUUUCAUCUCCAGUCUGCAGUCCACGAGCGUCGUUUAUUCGACGUGAUAACAAGCUUGAAAAACUACAAGAACAAGUCAACGUACUCAAGGCUUCUCUUGGAAUUUCAGAAGAAGAUUUACUCUGGAAAGUUGAGAGCUCAAAGGGCAAUGCCUUCCUUGCAGCUGACAGACACCUAGCAGCCUGUGAAGAACGGUACGAUCGACUGGUAUUUGAGAUGCAGGAAUUGUCACAACCAGCACGUUGCGCUGACGAAGACAAAGCCAACGUCCUUCUAGCUGCGAAGCUGAAAGCCUUGGAAAAGCAGGCUCAACAAGUCGCUGAAUUAAGGGCGACAGCCUUAAGUUAUCAGACCGAAAUGAUCCAAACCAAGAAGAACCUUAUGGCUACUCGUGUCGAGGCUGAGCUUCAACGCGCCAAACAAAACUCUGGUGCUAGUAUUUUGUCUGCAGAACAAGAAUUAACGCUUACCAGGCGACUGGAGGGCAUCAAAGAAGGCGUUUUAACGGUACAGCAACAGCUUAAAACGGAGCAAAGUGCGCUGCAAACGCUUCUGGAGUGGCUUGGCUCUGAGACUGACCGCUUCGGUGCUUCAGUCGCUGCUGAAGAUUUGCACCCGUCUUUUGUCAUUUCAGAGCAGACUCAAGAAGCCAAGCGUUCCUUACUCUAUACCCUGCAGACUAUCCCUGAAUGCACUCAAGGAAGCGAGAAACUAUCCUUCUUAUGCUCUCAAGCUACUCAACUUGCGGCAAAGAUCACUGCGUCUCGUGCACAUGAUUUAAAACACACUGAAGCUGAACUAGAACGAACCAUGCGUGAUGUCGAAAUUUGGAAAACUAGACGUGAACAAGCCAAAGAAUUCGCAGAUGAAAUGAGGAAAAAGGAAGCAGAAUGGCAGAGGAAACAACGCGAUAAGAACGACGAAAGUCUCGCGCUAAUGCGGACUUACAUCCCCAUUGACAUCGCUGAUCUCUCAGUCGAAACGUUGAUAGCUCGAGCUCAAGAAGGUGGCGUAUUGCUCACAUACGACCUCACUGCGUACCUGAAAACAAACCGUUUUUUACACUGGUUGGUCACGCACCAAGACGACAUUGCUCGAGCGAAUUUCCUGGCUAUUGAGAGUGCCCCGUUCUUUAUGGACUUUAUAAAUUACGACAUCAAUGAGCUUCGAGCGUUGGCGCGCGUUCUACCAGAUACUUUCGCUUUUGACAAAGAUGGUAGGAAAAACACAUGGCGAACGAGUUUUAUUGAUCAUGUGCGUCAACUCGCAGCUCAGCAGCAACACGAAACAAUUAAAGCGGGUUGGGAUCCGGUUAAACGUUCACGACGAGAUGUCCCGUUACCAGAACUUACAGCGAAGCAACAACUUAAUCCGAUUUUUUGUUAUCCAACAGAUGCUGAAAUUCAUACAAGAUUGGACAAAUUUGAGCGUCAACGUGCUAGAAUUGAAUCAAAGCGUAUGCGAUUAAAGAAACUGGACGAUGAGCUCAUUCCACAGGCUAAAGCUGAGUACGUUGCGGUUGCUGAGGAUGCACGGAAUGAAGAUUUACAGCGUUCAUUUGGAAAAUCUACUCUAAUCGCAUUACGGGAGGAGGCAAAGCAGCAGCAUUUAGCGCUCUGUAAAGAUAGAGAUACAGUUAGAGGCGAGUUAGCGCAUGCUGAACGCGCGUGGGCUGCAAUGACACCAUCGUUCGAGCAAUACCAAGCGGAAGUAGCGCAAAUUCGAGCAUUAGAUCCAGAAAUUCGCAAUGCAACUCGUAUUCGUGGACCUUUUCCAGAAGAUAUUGACAUUCAGCCACGGGAACGAGCUGCUUUUAAGAAAUUAUCUGUCGAGGAAGAAGCGGAAGCGAGAAAAAAGGAACUGGACAAUGCCAUCGCGAAACGCAGUCUCGAUAUCAACGAAGUUGCAGUCGAAGAGACCGGUGCAGCGGCAGAACCAACAGCCAAUGUGUCCAUGGUAGAAGUGUCCCCUAUGACCGUUACCGAGUUAGAGGCUACGCGGUUAAUGGGGCUAGAAGACAAGCCUUCGAAGAUUAAUACGGACUCUAACGCAGUAUCGGAUUCACCCUCAGAGGUAGCUCCUACACGCGGGUUUAAGCGAGUCAAGUCUCUUCAAGUGGCUGUCGGAGUACUGCAGUUUCUCGAGAAUGAUUUCUGUAGCCCCAAACGAGUGAUAAAUGGAAAGGAGGGUAGCUUUCAGUCUCCAUUCAAAAAGCCUGGUGGUUCUGAGUCAGUGGGGCCUGAAAGCUGUGAGAGUAAUGAUGAACCUGUCGUCAGAACUCCACGCGGGCCUCGAUCCUUGCCACCAAAGACUACAAAGGAGGCUAAUUCCAAGGUGGUGAAGACUCCAGUGGUUGUAAAUCCUAAAUCCAAGGCACUUCUGAAACUGGUUGAGGCUCGAAAAGCAGAGGAGUCGGGUGACUCACCAAAAUUCCAAGGCUUGGCUCCUCCGCCGUCACCAUUCGGUGGUGGUAAAGUCAACUUCCUUGGUGAACUGCAGAACCGUUUUCAACGCAAACCGUCGAAUCCAGAGACUGUUGCGAUAUCGAGUGAUAGUGAACAAAGCAACACUUUCAUAGGAACCAGGAAACCUGUGAACUUUCUGGACGAGCUGAAGCGAAAAGCGGGUGGGGAUGCAAGUUCUGAUGCUGCACCUAAGAAGCCCAUGAACUUCUUGGAUGAGCUUAAAAAUGCUUCAGCUCCAAAGCUUGCUGUCAACUCUGAAGAUAUCGACGCUACACAACCUCAGCAGACUGCCAUAUCCUCUACACCGAGCAACUUUUUGGAUGAACUAAAGGCCCAAGCUCGAGCAACUUCGUAAUAAUCAAUUGCCAAAUUGACGGGUC